Messenger RNA from Physeter macrocephalus (sperm whale), 1452 nucleotides. RefSeq names its product spermatogenesis associated 1 (gene SPATA1). NCBI's taxonomy places the organism in Eukaryota, Metazoa, Chordata, Mammalia, Artiodactyla, Physeteridae. The transcript is spliced from 12 exons. Bases 100 to 1299 code for a protein of 399 amino acids. The record is from RefSeq and is a predicted model, not a curated record.
UCUGUUAUAACCUUUAUUAAAUACUACUUCAAUGAAGAAAGAUUAAAAAAACCCUACAAAAUUCCAACUGAUAAUUACCCCAUUCAGACGUUGGUGAAUAUGUCCCUCAGUCCAAGUCAACCUUCCUCAUCAGAGUUGGUAGAACUUCAUGUUUUUUAUGUCCCUGAAGGAUCUUGGAACUAUCAGUUAAAUACCAUUUCAAUAGAAGUUGUUAACAAAUUAAUUUUAGCUGGAUUUAUAAGAGUAUCUCCUCACCUUACUUUACAGGCGCUGAGGGAGCAACUGGGUGAGUUCCUUGGUGAAGAUCCUGUUGCAGAAAAAUUUUUAUUUCUGAAAUGCAUUGGAAAUAAUCUAGCUGUAGUGAAGGCAAAGCAAGAGUCAGAACUGAAACUCAAAUCAUUUGCUCCUCCAUAUGCUCUUCAACCAGAAUUAUAUUUGCUUCCUAUAAUGGAUCAUUUAGGAAAUAUUUAUUCAGCAUCAGCAGCAGUUUCUUUAGAUGCGCAGCAGACUAAUAAUGGUGUUGCUGAGGCUGAUGGAAUAAUACACAGACCACUUAGUGUAACUUUGUCAAAGGAAGAACCUGGAACAGAUCCCAGUUGUUUAGAAAACACUUUGAAAAAGCUUCUUAACAAGAAUCAGGAAGAAGCUGGGGGAAACUCCACUCCAAAUGAAAAUCAGACUGGAAAUAAUCAAAUUGGAAAUUCUGAAUUGCCAGGAUCACAGGAAGAUUCAAAUAAUGAUUAUUUUAGCGGCAAAAAAAGUGAGUUUCUUUGGAAAAAUGAAGGUGAUAGAACUAAUAUCAUUAGAAGAGAGGACAAUCAGCUAGGUAAAAAAGAGUACAUCAGCCUACCAGACCUUAUUGAUUUUCCUUCAGUUUCUUGUCAACCUGCUCUUUCUCCAGGAAUAACUGAUACAUCAUUAUUACAGAUUGAGACCUGUGAUGUUUGGAAGAAAAAGUACUUUGAAACAAAGAAAGUUACAGCAUUAUUGGAGGAGGUUUUAACAAAACUUCGAGAAGAUUUGGAACUUUACUAUAAAAAAUUGUUCAUUCAGCUUGAAGCCAGGGAGAUCAAGAUGAGACCAAAGAAUCUGGCAACCAUCACAGACUCUAAGAAUUACCUUAUCAUCCAGAUCACUGAAGUACAGCAUGCGACUGACCAACUUAAGAGAAAAUUGGGUACUGACAAAGUGACACUGAUAACAGAAAUUAAGAUGAGAAAACAAGCAGUUUCAGAUUUACGCACAUUGAAAGCUGAACUGGCACAGAAGAAAUUUAAUACAUCUUUUCAAUCUCAAUAAGGGCCUCUCACCGUUGUGGCCUCUCCCGCUGCGGAGCGCAGGCUCCGGACGCGCAGGCUCAGCGGCCAUGGCUCACGGGCCCAGCCGCUCCGCGGCACGUGGGAUCCUCCCGGACCGGGGCACGAACCCGCGUCCCCUGCAUCGGCAGGCGGA